AUGAUGAAAUCCACGAGCGCCCUCAAGAAAAAGGGCACAGCAGGAGCCGAUGUCUUUCGACGAAAGGACAAGGAUCGCGAUGCGACAAAGUUCAGUUUCAAAUCGGGUUCGAGUUCGAGCUCUCCUUCUUCCUCAUCCAGAAUUGGUUCACCCAAGGCAUCAGCAGCAGCAGCAGCUUCAACAACAGCAACGCGAAAGCCAAAGCCGGCACACCAUCCCAAGCAAACCAACAUGCCACUCUCCAACAGCCCCAUUACCCUCGAUCUCCAUCGCUUUGCCGAUAGCAACAUGAACCCGGAAGAAUUUGUGCGACGUUCUCUUGCCGACACCAACGAAGAAGGCAUUCGAGCAUUCCAUCGAUCGCUUGUAGAGGCCAAACAUGUGAUUGGAGGCGACCUUCAAAGGAACGUGUAUCGCAACUACACAGAGUUUGUCACCAUUUCCAAAGAAGUAUCCAAUCUGGACGCCGACGUCUUUCGACUCAAGGGAUAUUUGAACGAGCUCAAGAGCAUUUGGGAAGGGUUCGUGGAAGAGGCCAAUCCCUCGGAAGAUAUGAAGCCUAUAGACGCCAUUGGAUUGAAUGAUGCUAUCUUACCACAGAGGAAACACAGCGACAUGAUACCAUCGGAUUUGCAAAGUAUCUUUCGUGCUCAAAUCGCUGCCUUAUGGGAAAAUGUGGAAGGAUCUCAGCGCUUUGUAGCUUAUACCCAGGGACGUCAUAUCGUGAGAGAAUGUGCCAACUUUUUCGACAUCAAUCCAAAGACACUGCAACCACGUCAAGCUGUGCAUAUCUUUUUGUUGAACGAUUGCUUGUUGGUGGCAUCUCGAAAGAAGCGUUCGGCAACUUCAAAAUACAAGCUAGUGGCAGAUCAUUGCUGGAGUCUUGAUGAGGUUACUAUUAUUGAUGUGAAGGAUUCAACAGCCGCUGUCAAUGCCAUCAAGAUUUCGGUUUACCCCAACACCUACAUCUAUCGUUCCGAGCGUCAAGAAGACAAGUAUGCUCUCCUACAUGCAUACCAUCGCACCAUGGAUGAGAACAGUGAUCGUCAGGAUGAUGCUUCCAAUCCAAUCGGCUUUAGGAAUGGCAAGGAUGCUGCAACAGGUGCUGGUGAGAAUCAACGUGCUAGAGAGGGUCAAGAUAGCGACAUUGAACCUGGAGAUCGGAAAUGGUUGGAGGAUUUGCCGGAUGAGCUCGAGGUGGUGAUUGCUCUGCGACAGUUUGAGACAGCUGUUGGCUAUAUUGAGCAAGCCAAAAAGAUGCUUGAUUCAUAUCCUCAGCCUACUCCCUUGUUACGUGCCAGCAAAAGCAGAGUCCAAAAGUAUUCCGAAUCGCUCGCAUCCAUCAUCAGUCAAGAUCUCCAAAACACGCUUCUUACCAAGCUUCAAUUCCAACGCCUUGUCAAUUGGCUCUUGCGGUUGGAUAAGGGUGAUGAGGCACGCGAGGUGUUUUUGAAUACACGUUCACUCAUCAUCAAGAAACGCAUUCGGCAGUUGACAUUUGAAGGUGACAGCACAACGUACAUCAACGAGCUUGCAUUGGUGGUCUUUACUCUUAUUCGUAACACGUGCGAAUGGUAUCGAGAUUCUUUCAAGCAAAACGAGAUGGCUUCAAGAUUCAUUACUUGGGUGCGAGAGCAAACAGAGAUCUAUGCUGAUAUCUAUAAGCGACAAGUCUUCAACCAUAGUCAGCUCAACUGCCAGAUUAUUGCUGAUUGUUUCAAAUCUACGCUUGAUCAAUGCUCCAUUCUGCGCAAAGUGGGUCUCGAUCUCAAAUUCAUGCUCGAGGAUUUCUUUUUGGACAAUGUGCGCGAGACCGUCCUUGCCUAUGAACGACGAUGCGCUGACAAGGCUGAAAAGUUUGCGCGUGGCGACAAUUUCAGCGUUGUAUCGAGUCAAAACUUGGGUGGUGAUGUCCGUGUCACAUCCAGCGUUAUCAGCUUUUACAAUAUGCUGAUCAAGUUUGUCAAUGAUAUAUGUCUCAUCGCUAAAUUGCAGUUAUACGAGACCGUAGUGCGAAGCAUUUCUCGAGUGACAGAACAUUAUCUGCGUACGAUGGUGGAUCAAUCAAAUGGCCAGCGGUCUGUGGCUUCAAUGAAUAUUGGUUUUGUGCUUGACAACGUGGUGCCACGAGUUUCUUCACAAUUGAACCGACAUUUUGAUCGGCCGAUACCCGAGUUGGAUUCCUUGCGGGCAAGGCUUAGAGGACUCGCCAAUUGA
Molecule: messenger RNA, 2217 nt
Organism: Lichtheimia ornata
Lineage: Eukaryota; Fungi; Mucoromycota; Mucoromycetes; Mucorales; Lichtheimiaceae
Exons: 14
Coding region: 1-2217 (738 amino acids)
Biological process (GO): Golgi to plasma membrane transport; intracellular protein localization; exocytosis
Cellular component (GO): exocyst
Source: RefSeq, a predicted model, not a curated record